This is a messenger RNA of Ciona intestinalis (vase tunicate), 2337 nucleotides long. NCBI's taxonomy places the organism in Eukaryota, Metazoa, Chordata, Ascidiacea, Phlebobranchia, Cionidae. The record is from RefSeq and is a predicted model, not a curated record.
GAGACGACAACGUGAGAGAGAGGAAAAAAGAGGAAGCGCAACAAAAGAUGGGGAAAGAAGGGAAAGGAAACAUGAAAGAAGAGAAGACCAACACCAAAGGAAUGCAGGGGUAGAAGAGGAAGAGGAACAACGUAGAAGAAGAGAAAGAAAAGAAGAGAAAAGAAGAAAAAGGAAAGAAGCAGAGGAGUUUGAACAAGAAUCUAAAUAUAAAGACAGUGAAGGAAACAAAAGACAAAGAGAAAAGUCAAGAUCACAAGUUAAGGAACCUCGAACAAAAAAUGAUGAGGACGAAAAAUAUUCAAAAGUCAUUACAAGUGAAAAAGAAGAAGUUAACAACGAUGAGGUAAACUAUGAUUACGACGACGACUUCGAGGACUAUGAAGAUGAUUUUGAAGAAAAUGAGAGUGACGAAGAGAGGAACCCAGAGGUGGAUGCGAUCAUUCGUGCCAUAAAUCAAGAGAACGAACGCGUUAAUUCAGCGAGGACAAACUCAGCCACCAGUGAACGAAUGCAAUCGAACCAAACGACCUCGGAACACGACUCAGCAUCAUCGAGGUCACAUGACAUGGUUGCCACGACGAUUAAUUUCUCGGGUGCCAAGCAACGGAGCGUUGAGAGUAAAACAAGGAAGAGAGUUUUGAAUCGCCGAAAUGAUCUGCUGACUUUGAUCCAACUUGAUUUCAAUUCAUUUGACUUGUUUGACCUUGCACCAGUCACUGAAUAUAACUUCUAUAUCAAGAACUUUGGAAGCCAGAACUCAGGACAGGCAUCCACGCAGUGUAAUGAUGACGCGAUCGAAAUUGAAAUUCAAACCGACCAACCAGAAGUCGGGGAUCGGUGGUCGCAACAUCCACCAGAUGGAGCUAUUGCAUGUGGAGGCACAACAGUAACAGAAGAUUCCCCCCACCUUCGAAUGUUGGCAGCCAUGCGUGACGACUCAAAUCGCUUCAGCGAGUUCCUCGUUUACGCUAGUGACAUCAUCGACUCCUCGUUUGAAGAAGCCCUCUUGUGGCGAGGGAACAAACCAAACUCGUUCACCCCGAUUACAAGUUGCGAUGCGUCAACGAAAUUCAACACAAACAUCCCAUAUUUGCAUGGGCGUAAGAUUCUCCACACCAUAUUUGGUAAUGGUAUGAUUGCUGUUACGUUCGGUGGUGCGUGUCAUGAUGUUACGACGAGAAUCGACCAACGCGGGAUAAUCACCGUGUGGAAAGUUUCAAAUAAUGAACAACCUUAUAGAAUCUUAAUCUGCGAUGCUUCUCCCGUGACUUGUUGUUUUGCUCAUAACAAGAAGAUAUUGUUUGUUGGAACGGAUGAUGGCUGCGUGUUGCUUUAUGACCUCACAGAGCCAACCACUAUGCACCAACAGAUGGAGUUGGAGAAGAACAUGAUGACAGUGAUGAGAAACGCCACGUAUACUACAGGUUGGCAGAAUGAGAUUCACACUUCACCCAUUGUUUGUUUGGGUUCCGUUGGGAGUUUUGAAAACAUGAGUCAGCUGUUUUCAAUCGAUGAGUCAGCACGUUUAUGUGUAUGGGUUGUUGUGGAUAUUAUAUCAGAUGUUGAUGAUGACGUUGGGUUGGUUCCGCAUGGCCGGGUAAAGCUUGUUAAAAGUUCCGUCAUUAACGUGAUUUCUAACAAACCCUCAUCAUCAGGACUUGGUGGAUCGGCUACGUUUGCCGUUUGUCCAGAUUCAAAUACUUUCUAUGUUGGGACAGAUCUGGGUGAUGUUAUAAGCUGCACUCGUGAAAACAAGACACGAACGUACAACCUCCCUGGUAAUAAAUCAUCUGUGACUUCAAUAUCUUUCAAUCAAUUCAUCUCCACACUGAUGUUGGUUUCUUACAAAAGCGGGGAUAUUGCUCUGUUUAUGUUGGAUAGAGACACCCCUGUAAUAUCCUGGCCACUAGAUGGCACGAGUAUACUCUCAUGUGAUUGGUCCAACAGUCGGCCAUCCGUGUUCUUCUCGUUAGAUUCGACCAAUCACCUGCAAGUAUGGGAUCUAAUGGCGAUGGAUGCCGCACCUGUUUCUGAUGACUCAUUUGAACAAAAAGUGAUAUGUUUUUCUGUUGAUGGUCAUUCACAAAAAUCAACCAACCUGCUUGUUGCUUUUGAUUCUUGUGAAUUUGAGAUCUUGAAAAUGAAAUCUCAUUUUGUAAACUCAGUUUCUACCGAUGAAGUUGAACAAAUGACGUCUUUAGUUCAAUCUUUUGGUUGACCUCAUAUAAGUAAACCAGGAAUGUAAUUUAUUUACAAAUUGCAAUAUUGUUGGUAUUUGUCAUUGUGAAAUGUUGCAAAAAUGUGUUUAUUUUAAUAAAAAAGCUAUUUUGGUUUAAA